AGUGUGGAGCUGCAGACUCGCCUCCCCCACAAGGAGGCUACUGACAUAGGAAGCGCUCUGGUGCAUUUUCAGAGGCAAAGGCAGCCUGAUAAAGCUCCUUCUGAGUCUGACUUGCCAUUCUUCCAGCGCGCUGCUGUUGCUCUGAGCGGCUCCUCGGUGGGAAACACUGCUCGCAGACUGAGCCGGGAAGAAGCUGCAGCCUGCUCAGCCCUCUCACCUGCGGCGGGGGCUCUGCUAUGUUUGAGGCUUUUGUUCUGGAUGGUGAGAGCUAGCGCUUUGUGUGAGACAUGACAGCAAAAAAUUCUUCAAAGGAACUUACUGCUUCGGAGUCUGACGUUUGCAUAAAGACUUUCAAGGAGCAAAUGCACCUAGAACUUGAGCUCCCGAGGCUGCCAGGGAACAGACCCACAUCUCCCAAAAUCUCCCCACGAAGUUCGCCAAGGAACUCCCCAUGCUUUUUCAGAAAGUUGCUGGUGAAUAAGAGCAUCCGGCAGCGGCGUCGCUUCACUGUGGCCCAUACGUGCUUUGACGUGGAAAAUGGCCCUUCCCCAGGCAGGAGCCCGCUGGACCCCCAGGCCGGCUCGUCCUCGGGGCUGGUACUGCACGCUACCUUCCCGGGGCACAGCCAGCGCAGAGAGUCCUUCCUCUACAGAUCGGACAGCGACUAUGACCUGUCACCAAAGGCGAUGUCACGGAACUCAUCUCUUCCCAGCGAGCAGCACGGUGAUGACUUGAUUGUCACUCCUUUUGCCCAGGUGCUGGCCAGCUUGCGGAGUGUGAGGAACAACUUCACCCUGCUGACAAACCUCCAUGGAGCAUCCAACAAGAGGUCCCCGGUGGCCAGCCAGCCUCCCGUGUCCAGAGUCAACCUGCAAGAAGAGCCUUACCAGAAGUUAGCAAUGGAGACGCUGGAGGAGCUGGACUGGUGCUUGGACCAGCUAGAGACUAUCCAGACCUACCGCUCCGUCAGCGAGAUGGCUUCCAACAAGUUCAAAAGAAUGCUGAACCGGGAGCUGACACAUCUCUCGGAGAUGAGCCGGUCUGGGAACCAAGUGUCUGAAUACAUUUCAAAUACUUUCUUAGACAAGCAGAAUGAUGUGGAGAUCCCCUCCCCCACCCAGAAAGACAGGGAGAAGAAGAAGAAGCAGCUGAUGACACAGAUCAGCGGAGUGAGGAAGCUGAUGCACAGUUCAAGCCUGAACAACACGAGCAUCUCCCGCUUCGGAGUCAACACAGAAAACGAAGAUCACCUGGCCAAGGAGCUAGAGGAUCUGAACAAGUGGGGCCUUAACAUCUUCAAUGUGGCAGGAUACUCACACAACCGGCCCCUCACCUGCAUCAUGUACGCCAUCUUCCAGGAAAGAGAUCUCCUAAAGACAUUCAAAAUCUCAUCUGACACGUUUGUGACCUACAUGAUGACCUUGGAAGACCACUACCACUCUGAUGUGGCGUACCACAACAGCCUGCACGCCGCCGAUGUCGCCCAGUCCACGCACGUUCUCCUCUCCACGCCAGCCCUGGACGCGGUCUUCACAGAUCUGGAAAUCUUGGCUGCCAUCUUUGCAGCUGCCAUCCAUGACGUUGAUCAUCCGGGAGUCUCCAAUCAGUUCCUCAUCAACACAAAUUCCGAGCUUGCUUUGAUGUACAACGACGAGUCUGUGCUGGAAAACCAUCACCUCGCCGUGGGCUUCAAGCUGCUGCAGGAGGAGCACUGUGACAUCUUCCAGAACCUGUCCAAGAGGCAGCGCCAGACUCUCAGGAAGAUGGUGAUCGACAUGGUGUUAGCAACAGACAUGUCCAAGCACAUGAGCCUGCUGGCCGACCUGAAAACCAUGGUGGAGACCAAGAAAGUCGCGAGCUCGGGCGUUCUUCUCCUGGACAACUACACUGAUCGCAUUCAGGUCCUUCGCAACAUGGUGCACUGUGCAGACCUGAGCAACCCCACCAAGUCCUUGGAGCUGUACCGACAGUGGACAGACCGCAUCAUGGAGGAGUUCUUCCAGCAGGGAGACAAAGAGCGGGAGAGGGGAAUGGAGAUCAGCCCGAUGUGUGAUAAGCACACAGCUUCUGUGGAAAAGUCCCAGGUUGGCUUCAUCGACUACAUUGUCCACCCGCUGUGGGAGACCUGGGCCGACCUGGUCCAGCCCGAUGCUCAGGACAUUCUGGACACCCUAGAGGAUAACAGGAACUGGUACCAGAGCAUGAUACCGCAGAGCCCCUCCCCGCCACUGGAGGAGAGGGGCCAGGACUGCCAGGGCCUGAUGGAGAAGUUUCAGUUCGAACUGACCCUGGAGGAGGAGGACUUGGAAGGACCUGAGAAGGAGGGAGAGGGCCAUGGCUACUUCAGCAGCACGAAGACACUUUGUGUGAUUGACCCUGAAAAUCAGGAUGCUCGGAGUGAGACCGACGACGUAGAUGCUGCAACAGAAGACAAGUCCCCAGCUGACACCUAAUCUCCCUCCUGGGGGGAAAGACAUCCCACCCUUGAGGAGCAUGCCAGUGUGGGUAGGGCCUGCCCACCAUGGGGCGAGGUCUGCAUGGGACAGAGGCCACUGGCCUUUCUGCUCACUGAAGUUUGGGGCCAGAACACAAGGCCAAGGAGCAAACAGCAGCUCAGGAACCCGUGGUUGGCUGCUUGACCGCCUGGCCUGCAGCCUGGCAGAGAGCUGAGGUUCACAUAGCGGCGCAGGCCAACUCCGGUCACAACCAAAAGCUUGAACCCGGAAGACACAAAGCUGAGAGAUCUCUGCGCACUAAGGUCGGGCCCCGACCCGACUAGUGGCUGAACUCACUGACUAAUACCUUCACUAAUAAUGCUCACUGUCCCCUUGUCUGCCGACCUGUGUGCCUUUCUGUAAAACAUUUUCACGUCUUGAAAAUGCUUGUUCAACACCUAGCGUUUAGUACCAACUUCUACACAGAUAAGCGUUCCAAAUUGAUAUACACUUUUUUGACUCUUUCUGGGGGAGAGAAAGAAAACGGUCUUCCUUCUUUCUGGGGCAACAGCUUUUGCUUUCCAGCAGUUCACAUCUGCGAACGGCGAACACGCACUUCUAACCACACUCUUCUGUUUCCUUCCCCCGUGGCCAGUCCAGCUCCACGGCAGCCCUGUCCGCUUAGCUCUCUUAGCUUGCUUCAAACAGUAAAUUUUCCUCUGAGGUCUCACUGUUUGUGCUAUAACAGAAAAAUGUCAAAAAAA
Messenger RNA from Octodon degus (degu), 3199 nucleotides. It is a transcript of the gene Pde4b, whose product is annotated as phosphodiesterase 4B. Bases 288 to 2453 code for a protein of 721 amino acids. The record is from RefSeq and is a predicted model, not a curated record. Gene Ontology annotation, molecular function: 3',5'-cyclic-AMP phosphodiesterase activity; transmembrane transporter binding. Gene Ontology annotation, cellular component: cytosol; nucleus; perinuclear region of cytoplasm. The transcript has 15 exons. NCBI's taxonomy places the organism in Eukaryota, Metazoa, Chordata, Mammalia, Rodentia, Octodontidae. Gene Ontology annotation, biological process: signal transduction.